CGUCUCCCGAUUGGCUGUCAGAACUCUCGGGUUGUCUCGCGCUCUCUGGCUGGACCAAUGGGGAUAUCCGCAGUCGAGAGGACGGCAUCGCUGGAGUGGUGGCUCAGCUGUUUCCUCUGGAUAUACAUCAAAUAUUGAGAAGAAAGAACAUCCAGAGCUAAAUGUUCUGUUUAAACCAGUAGUUGCUGCUCAGAAAAUAAAGAUGCAAACCCAAAGUCAGUUGUUUAUACGUUCUUCAUGCAAGAGCAUUGUAUUAAAGGAGAGAGUAAGCUGUGUUGAUCAGUGACUUUGGUGAAGGCUGAGAAAGUUGAAGAAAAUUUGCAGAUGAUACACAACUUCUAAGAGGGAGACAGAAAGUCAAGACAGGAUUGUGGAAACUCUUCUCUGCCACGCUUUGGUAAUAGGAGGCACCCUCUAUUAAAUGGAAGAUAAAGGCUACUUCAUCUAAAGUGCUUUGAGCCCCAGAGAGAGCUGUCUUCAGCACCUCACCACGUGUCUACUUUUCGUUGCUUAGGCGAGCCUGGGCUUUUCUGUAACAUUUGCAUUCCACAUUGGAAGAAGAGAUUUCUAUAGAUGAAAAAAAUGCCUUUGUUUAGUAAAUCGCACAAAAAUCCAGCAGAAAUCGUGAAAAUUCUGAAAGACAACAUGGCCGUUUUGGAAAAGCAAGACAGAAAGACAGAUAAGGCUUCAGAAGAAGUGUCGAAAUCACUGCAAGCAAUGAAAGAAAUUCUGUGUGGGACAAGUGACAAGGAACCCCCAACAGAAGCUGUGGCUCAGCUAGCACAAGAACUCUACAAUAGUGGGCUGCUGGUGACACUGAUAGCCGACCUACAGCUGAUAGACUUUGAGGGGAAAAAAGAUGUGACCCAGAUAUUUAACAACAUCCUGAGACGACAGAUAGGCACUCGGAGUCCUACUGUGGAGUACAUUAGUGCUCAUCCUCAUAUCCUAUUUAUGCUCCUCAAAGGAUAUGAAACCCCACAGAUCGCCUUACGUUGUGGGAUUAUGCUGAGAGAAUGUAUUCGACAUGAACCGCUUGCGAAAAUCAUCCUCUUUUCUAAUCAAUUCAGAGAUUUCUUUAAGUAUGUGGAGUUGUCAACAUUUGAUAUUGCUUCAGACGCCUUUGCUACUUUUAAGGAUUUACUGACCAGACAUAAAGUGCUGGUAGCAGACUUCUUAGAACAAAAUUAUGACACUAUUUUUGGAGACUAUGAGAAAUUGCUCCAGUCUGAGAAUUAUGUGACUAAGAGACAAUCUUUAAAGCUGCUAGGUGAACUGAUCCUGGACCGGCACAACUUUGCCAUCAUGACAAAGUACAUCAGCAAGCCAGAGAACCUCAAACUGAUGAUGAACCUCCUCCGGGAUAAAAGUCCCAACAUCCAGUUUGAAGCCUUUCAUGUCUUUAAGGUGUUUGUGGCCAGUCCUCACAAAGCACAGCCUAUUGUGGAGAUUCUACUAAAAAACCAACCCAAACUCAUCGAGUUUCUGAGCAGCUUCCAAAAAGAAAGGACGGACGAUGAGCAGUUCACCGAUGAGAAGAACUACUUGAUUAAACAGAUUCGAGACUUGAAGAAAACGGCGCCUUGAAGUCUCACCCAGUUUCCUGCCACCGUCACUGUCUCAUUUGUUCAGUUUGUACAAAAAGUGUCAUUUCAAAAAGUAGUCAUUCUUGGGAAGGCUUUGGAGGUGGCUAUUUUUUUCUCAAUUCAUUGUUCAGGGUAGAUGGAAUAUAAAUGUCUGAAAGAAAAAAAUUAAUUUAGAAUAAUAUAUUCAUCUUAAUCGAGUCUGUGAUUAUUUAUGUGAAAUCAGAGCCAUUGUUUUAGACAUUCAUAGAAGCAAUUUUAACCCUUUCUUGAUGAAGGGCAACAAGGCUGUGGGCUUGCAGACCUGAGCCCUGAGUCACCACGAGCCACCAAGUAGUAGGAGCCCAAAGAAUGGGCGUCACUGAGUUCUCGAAGAGGAUUAAAUUCUUAGAGAACUGGGCAUGGGGGCAAGACGCACAAAACUGUUUUGCCCAUCUGUACUUGAACAAACAAAUUUCUCAAGGUACCAAGAAAAUAAGAUCCAUGUUUUCAGUCAUUACGUAUUCUGUUCCCUGCCUAUAUCUUUUAACUGUAAUCAUUCAUUCCUAACUUCCUAGGGAAUUGAUGCCCACCUUUCUGCUUACUGCCCCACAUUCCACCCCAAUGGAUCUCCUCAGCAUGACCAACUCAUGGUACACACACAGACACACACACUCCUCCACUCUGACCAGGUUAGCAUGGGACCAACUAAGUCCAAACAGGAUGGACUAACAAGAGUCAUGGGCGUAGAGCACCCACAGGGUAGGACCUGCUUACUUGAGAACUUGGAACAGAUGGGUAAGAACCACAGCUCUAGCAAAAGUCACUGCUGUUUCCCACAGACUUCUGUCGGGUUAGUGAAUGUCUGGAAUAUUUCAUUCAUACUUCUCAUUAUGGGAAAAAAGUUUUGUGGUGAAAGUGUGUUUUAGAGUAGGAAUCAUUGCAUUGAGAUGCCUAGCGUGUGCAAAACCAUGGGUCCAGAGGGUUGCACAGGCCUUUAUAAAUAAGGGAAUGUUGCCGUUGGAAGCGCAAAUGAUUAAAUGCAUGAAAAAAAUCCUCAAAGGACUAAAAAUUUUUUCCACUUUAUUUUCUAAUAAGCUGUCGUUCUAAUUUCACAUCAAAUUCCUCAGUGAAAAGGUAGAAAACUUAUAAAAAUGUUGGUCUCAAAUACUCUCUUGCAUACUAGGAUGGUUAAGGAUUAAUUUGUGUUUUUUUAAAAAGGCCAUGGUUUGUUUUCAGACAUCAAGUGUAUAAAACGGAAUUUUAAGCGCUAUUUACAAGACAUUAAAGGUACAAUUGUUAAUCUGUA
Messenger RNA from Globicephala melas (long-finned pilot whale), 2871 nucleotides. RefSeq names its product calcium binding protein 39 like (gene CAB39L). Gene Ontology annotation, biological process: intracellular signal transduction. The record is from RefSeq and is a predicted model, not a curated record. Gene Ontology annotation, molecular function: protein serine/threonine kinase activator activity. NCBI's taxonomy places the organism in Eukaryota, Metazoa, Chordata, Mammalia, Artiodactyla, Delphinidae.